UUCAAAGCAUGUCACGGUUUAUGUUUCAAUGUAUUAUACUUCACUGUUUGACGUAUCGCGCUAUUUUCUGCUUAUCGUGACUACUGAAACAAGAGAAAUCAUUUGUUUUCUGGCGGAAGCGUGUUGUUGGCGUGCUAUCAUCUAUUGCCUUGAAGUCUUUUGAAGGGUCGCAUUAUGUUCCACAAUCACGAGAAAAGGCCUUUCCAGAAAAAUUCCGAGAGACAAGUCAAGGGAGAAUUAUUACUAAGAACUACGCCAUGGGGCCCUUAGAAAUUAAUGCACAUUUUCAAUAUGCUGAUUUGAGAUCGCGCUGAGCCUCGCUUCAGUGUUUCUCAUAGAACAUUCGCCAAACAUAUUUGCAUUACCACUCAAAACUAAUGACGCGCAAAAUAUUCUCUUUCAGUCGGUAAACAGAAGAUUCCUUCUUGCGGUUAACUGCGGGUCACCUGCGUUUAAAGCAGUGCUAUAAAGCGUUUCCAUUUUAAGGAUUAUCUCGUCAUUUAGUAUGUGCUAAUUACCUUUUUAUGUUCCAGGAAAAGAUGCUAGGCCCAGUUGUUUUGGUUGCUGUUGCCAUCCUGAUCCUCAGAGUAGGCGGCGGCCUUCGGGGAUUUCGGCCAACGCAGUGCAACUUAAUCUAUGAAAACGCUUGCCAUCAAUACCGAGAAACGGGAAAUCAUGAAAUUAUGUGCCGCGAAAGCGCACAACAUAAGCUUUGUCAACAAACUUGUAACAGCGGUAGUUGUCGUUUGCAUUGCCAUGCUUCAAACUCGUGCACUCAGCGAUGUGUGGCUGGCCGUUGUAACAACAUCUUUUGUAAAUCCAAGUAUUGUAGACAAGAUUGCACAAGAGGAAGCUGUCAACUGAUGGAUUGUGGUGGAGAGACCUGCAGACAGAAGUGUCUUAUGGGUGGCUGUAACAUGCUCUGCUCGAAAGGAGCCACAAACUGCACACAGUGGUGCGAAUUGGGAAAAUGCACAAUGCGUUGCCCUCCUGGCGUAAAGUCAUGCGAGCAGACUUGUAAUGGCGGAAAAUGCAACAUGAUUUGUAAUGCAGAGAAAUGCAAACGUUCUUGUAAAGGAGGAGAAUGUACUUACGGUGCGGAAGUUACUCGAGGUUUAGAGGCAGUACUUGGUGCACCACGAUACAUUUACUGCAACGACGAUCUCAGAGAGAGUAUUUGUAUGCAGACUUGCUCUGAGGGAAAUUGCGACAUGAAAUAUAAAUAUAGCCAUCACAGCUCGUUACUGCAGGUGUGCGCGGGAGGAAGUUGCCAUUUCGACUGCAAAGCUCCCCGUAAAUGCACCCAGGUCUGCAUUGGAGGAAAAUGCAUGAAAUACUUAUGCAACUCAAGAGUAUGCAUUCAGGAAUGUGUCGCUGGGGGAUGCACGAUGGAAUGCGAAGCAGAGACAUGUCUUCAGACAUGCAGAGGUGGCGACUGUAGGAUGAGUUGCAUGUCGAAUGUUAAGCGAUGUUUCCAGUGGUGUCCUGGAGGCAACUGUAUUCUUGGAUGUGAAGCAGAACAAUGCAAACGUUACUGCCAGUCUGGAAGCUGUGUUACUCCUGCCCAAGCUCCCAAACUCCAGGCAAUCGCAAGGAGGGUUAGAUGUGCAAUGUUAACACGUGAAUGUCAUCAGCAGUGCCCACAGAAACGAAGCUGUUCAUUUCUUGGAUGGCUACAUUAUGGCAUUUUCCGAUCAAUAAAUCAAACUUGCAACGAAGGAGACUGCCGGAGAAUGGAGUGCCGAGCAUCCAUUAAAUGUAGACAAACUUGCAACGAUGGAGCCUGCUACUCAAUGUCUUGCACCUCAACUAAUUGCUUACAAGACUGUGCGGGAGCUAACUGCAAUAUGGAGUGUAAUUCUGAACAUUGCACCCAGAUUUGUCGCGGAGGGGGAUGCCAAAUGAAAUGCGCUGAGACAGUUAAAACAUGCAGACAGUCUUGCAAUCCUCAAAAUUUGAACUGCCAGUCUAUUUGCCUGGCAAAAACCUGCUCGGUUACUUUAAUGUAAAAACAAAAUAGCCAUUCGUUUUAAGUGUUGCACUUGUUCGGUAAUCGCACGCCUUUGUUUGUAGGUGUUUUCCGUGCCUUUCAUUUGAUAAAAGAACUGGGGAAAAAAGAGUUAAGGAAGGGAAAAGAAAGACGGAAAGCUUGACAAUAAACACUUUGAAGGAGUAUAGCACUGAUGAAAAAGUUGUAAAGCACAUAAGAGCAUAUUAGUAUAGGUAAUCAUAUGAUUUCGAGUGCAAUUUGGAAUA
This is a messenger RNA of Pocillopora damicornis (cauliflower coral), 2256 nucleotides long. RefSeq lists its product as uncharacterized. NCBI's taxonomy places the organism in Eukaryota, Metazoa, Cnidaria, Anthozoa, Scleractinia, Pocilloporidae. The record is from RefSeq and is a predicted model, not a curated record.